Messenger RNA from Fusarium pseudograminearum CS3096, 2055 nucleotides. RefSeq lists its product as uncharacterized. The record is from RefSeq and is a predicted model, not a curated record. Lineage: Eukaryota; Fungi; Ascomycota; Sordariomycetes; Hypocreales; Nectriaceae. The coding region runs from base 1 to 2055 and encodes 684 amino acids. The transcript has 3 exons.
AUGAGUCCAAUAGAAGGACCUCCGUCGACUCGGUCGACUCUCCCAUGGGUCUGGGCUAAGCCAGGCUCGGUUAUGAAUUUCGAAAGUAUCUCGGAAGAGCCUGGCUCGUCAACAACCACACGACCCCCGACUGGCCGGACUCGAGGCUUCACUUCUUCUUCAGGACGACAAACCGUCAAAUGGCCCUUUCACAGUUUCAGCAAUUCUCGAUCUUCCAUCCCCAACUACGCUCGUCGCCCUUCCAACUCACGGUCUAUCCCGCAAAGUUCAGGGUCAUUUCCUCGCCGUGCUGCCGGCAGCAUCAGCCGUUCUGUAUCUAGCUUCCUCGGCAGCGACAUCAUUCCCGAUUAUGUGAUCAACUUCAUGCGGGGCGAGACGCCCGAGACUCUCGCUCAAAGGCAUCGUAUUCCAGAUAGCCCUGAGCCGGGUCAGUUUCAUCGCACCCAGCCAUCUCAGCUCGAUUUCUCGCCGGAGAACUCGAGACCAGGUACUCCAAGAGCCGAGCAGGAGAAGAUGCUCGUGGAAGAACGACCAGUACGGAAUAGGUCUCUCAUGACAGGAUGGAGGGCUGGAGUUGCUACAAACAUGGUUCUAGCCUUUUUCGUUCUUGUGGCUUCUGUAACUUGCCUCGCCCUGGCCUCCGCCAAGGGGCAUAUGGCGACCUGGGAGUCGACGUUGAUGCAAGGCAACUCGGCCACAGUUGAGGGCAUUUCUCGGGGGAUUAUGGCAGCCGUCAACAUCCUUGCUAUUGUUCUUAUUGCCGGAGCCAACUACGUCGUUCAAAUUCUCAACAGCCCGACCCGCGCCGAGUUAGACAACGCCCAUCAGAACUUUGAGUGGCUCGACAUCGGAAUUCCUUCGUUGCGAAACUUGUCACUCAUUUCCUCAACCAGGGCUACGCUAUCCGGAAUCAUGAUGGCGUUUGCCCUUGCCUCCCAAGUAAUAUAUAAUGCCAUAAUUAUUACAACCGAACAGUCCGACAAGUCCAAAUCAUCGCUCAAUGUCAACGGGCCUCUGCUAGCUGCCAUCACACUCGUUAACCUUGUUCUCAUCUUCACCUACGCUAUUGCCAUUGCUUUGGCUCUUACUCGACAAUCUUUCAACCCGCUGGUUACGCUUGGCGAUGCACUUACCUCAUUCCUUGCGGACCCCGACUACAGCACUCAGGAUUCGUGCCUCAUCACUAAGGAGGAGGUUAAGAAAGGAUUGUGGGGUGACCGAGAGGGCAAAUACUGGUAUUCACAGUCCAGCUACUGGUAUAAUAUCCCUUCACCUAGCCGAUGGACUGUCUGGAUUUUGACGUGGAUUACGCCUGUGGGCUUGACAGCGGCUGCCCUGGCCCUGGGAGCUAUGGACGACCCAAAGAAGGCGUUCUCGACGUUUGGCAAGGCGACAGUGGUAUACGAGCUACCGACAGGAAUGUCACGGCCUGGCCUGGCUAUCGUCGCUGCGCUGCCUCAGCUUCUUUUGGGUAUUCUUUACCUCUCAAGCAACGCGCUGCUGACAUUGUUUUACCUGUCUCACGAGUUCUCGCAGUUCUCGUCAGACCUUUUGUCUUUCCGUGUAUCUUCCGGUGAACCUCUGGGUGCACAGACAACUUCUCUUUACCUUACCCUGCCUCGACCCGUGUCCUGGAUGCUCUUCUUCCUGAUUACAGCCAUGGCUUUUCUUCUAAGCCAGGGUGUUCUGCUCGUGUCUGUGGACGGUAGUCAAGGUUCGACUACAGGCAUUGGGUUCAGCUCGCUGCCAUUGCUUAUACUCCUUGUGCUGCUUCUGGCACUGGCAUCUGGCGUUGCCACCCUAUCUCUCCGAAAGGUGGAUCCCCGGGGUACCGUAGAGAGCGGAGCCCCGGCCGGCAACCCACUCACUUUGGUGGGUGGAACAUGCUCGGCAGUCUUGAGCGCACGAUGCCAUCGCGUGCCGAGAGAGAACGGCGUUGAAACGCUUCAGGUUCGAUGGGGUGUUGUGCGAGAAGGCGUGGGGAUGAAUGCAGGACACGCAACCUUUUCUGGACGUCCUGUGGGAGAUAUCAUGGUUGGAAGAUCUUAUGCAUGA